This is a messenger RNA of Pristis pectinata (smalltooth sawfish), 2007 nucleotides long. RefSeq names its product forkhead box protein N1-like. The record is from RefSeq and is a predicted model, not a curated record. The transcript has 10 exons. Gene Ontology annotation, biological process: regulation of transcription by RNA polymerase II. Bases 377 to 1867 code for a protein of 496 amino acids. Gene Ontology annotation, molecular function: transcription cis-regulatory region binding; DNA-binding transcription factor activity, RNA polymerase II-specific. NCBI's taxonomy places the organism in Eukaryota, Metazoa, Chordata, Chondrichthyes, Rhinopristiformes, Pristidae.
UCCUGCUGUACGUCUUCUUGAGACUGGAGAGGGACUGGCUUCACUUCGUAUGGCAUUUUGUGGUUUGAGUGAAUGAAAAGGGUUCCUCAGGACUAGUAACUGAGAAAACCAGACCAUCAGUGCUGCAUAAUAGUGACUGUUAUAGAUUUUCAAAGACAUGCGGCUUCAGAGGGAUCACUGCUCCUGGAGGACAUGAUUGAAGAUGACAUGCAAACAUGAAUUAGACAGCCAUCUACAACGUCCUUUCAGCCAGUAUCAAGAUUGAGUAAGAUCAGAAGGGGUGAAAACCUUGGCCAAGGCUGUGUUCAGCAUGGAAUGAUUGGCAGCCGUGUAUCACUGAACCCUCUGCCACAUUCAGUCUCCAGCACUGAGCGAGAUGGCUUUUCCCAACUGCAAGUACGACCUGGAGCAGGAACACGUCCCACAGACAGGGUUUGUCGUGAGCCCGGCUGCCCAGGUGGAGCAGAUGUCCGUGCAUGGUGCUGUCUGCCAUGGUCCAACAGACAUCAGCUACCUGGCAGGGUCGUUGGACGACAACUCCCUCGUGAGCCGGCAGCAAGGUGACCCUCAACCGGCAGCAGUGGGGACACCGCGGCAUCCUCUACACACUGUGCAGAAGUCCAAGUACGAGACCAAACCGCUCGCUGGGCACAGCCUUGAGCAGACGGUGCACUGUGAGCUGUUGCACUAUCAGUCUCCAGCACAACACGGCUACUGUUCCCUUCCCUCUCUGCAGCAGUACCCGGCCAUCACCGGUUACUCUGGGGGCAUCCCAACUGUUCCGUACCACUACCAAAGGAUUGCGCCUCACAUUAACCCGGAUCCACACCAUCUGCUCUACCCUAAGCCCAUUUACUCGUACAGCAUUCUGAUCUUCAUGGCUCUGAAGAACAGUAAAACAGGGAGCUUGCCUGUCAGUGAAAUCUACAACUUCAUGACGGAGCAUUUCCCUUACUUUAAGACCGCACCGGAUGGCUGGAAGAAUUCCGUGCGACACAACCUCUCCCUGAACAAGUGCUUUGAGAAGGUGGAGAACAAGUUUGGGGGCAACUCGAGGAAGGGCUGUCUGUGGGCCCUCAACCCCAGCAAGGUGCAGAAGAUGCAGGAGGAGCUACAGAAGUGGAGGAGGAAGGACCCUGCGGCCGUCAGGAAGAGCAUGGCCAAGCCAGAUCAACUGGACAGACUGAUUGGAGAAAAAGCUGACAGAACCAGGUCCCCAGUGAUGGUGCCACCCCCUGUCCACCUCGAAACACUGCUGUCCGCCCAAGACACGUCCCGUUCCGGUCUGGGCCACAUCCAACCUCAGUGCCUGCCGCCCGACCCUCGGCCUCACCCACACUGCCAGGGCAGGGCUCAGGUGAACACCAGCGCAGGGAGGAGCCAAACCAUGCCUCAGCUUCACCAGCCUCAGCCAAGCAGAGGCCAGGCUGACGGUGUUCUGGAACCUUCCCAGUCAGCUCACAGCCCACUGGUGGGCAGCAUUCCUGACAUCAGCAGCCUGCUGCAUACCGAGCACCCUGUGGCCAGGGAUGUACAGCACAUCCCCAUGGAAGGAGACUCUGGCACAGACAUCGACGCCCUGAAUCCCAGCCUCGUAGACUUUGAACUUCAAGGUAACCUGUGGGAGGUGCUGAAGGCUGACAGUUUAACCCUCGACCCGCUGGUCUCGGCGGCAAUGUCACCCCAAAGCCCCUCGCUGCUUCCCUUCUGCUGGACAGACAUGGCUGCAGUCACUCAGUCCCGGGGUAGCGACAGCGGCCCGGCCGACCCCCGGCUGCCGGAGAUGUGCGCCGGCUGUCCCGGGUCAGGGAGCAAGUCGCGCUCCCAGCUCACUCACACCGGCUGCACCCCCGUAGCACUGGUGUAAUGUGGUGACACAGCGGCCGCAGACCCGCCACUGCCAGCACCGUCAGACCCCCCCGCCGGCACCGUCAGCUCCCGCAGACCCCGACCCCCCCCCCGGCACCGUCAGACCCCCCCGCCGGCACCGUCAGCUCCCGCAGACCC